GUUUUAUAUUUUUAAUUUUCUAUUCCUACGAUUGUUAGUUGCAACACAACCAUGCCAGUACUAGAAUCGAUCGGAGUAGCAGCGCUGGGAUGGGUGGCGUCUCCCCUCGUGAAGAUGCUGCUCGACGAAGGCUUCGCCAGCUUAGGCAUCAACGCGGAUAAGAAGCUGGAAGAGAUGGAGCGAAACGUCCUCCCGGUGCUGAAAUCGGUGAUCGAGAAGGCGGAAGACAGCCCGCACCGGAGGAAGGUGGAGGGCUGGCUGCAGAGGCUGAAAGACGCUUACGACGGCGCGGAGGACGCGCUGGACCUCCUCAACUACGACCGCCUCAAACGCAAGGCUGCGGGGGCAGCAAGGAGCAGUAAGAGGCGAAGUAAUCCGGUACGUUCUUUUUUUCACAUACCAAAACAUGUGAAAUGGGUUAUACCUGUCUUAAAAGGCGGUCGGGAUAUACUGUCGCCUCAAAAGAUCAAGCUGAAGCGAAGCCUGAACAAGCUUGAAAAGAUCGCCGGCGAAGCCGAGAAACUCCGCACUUUGUUAGGCGCCCAGCCCGACCAGACAGCUGCAGUCCCCGACAGGAGUAGAGAGACCACCUCGCUGCCUCCGCCGAAAGUGUUCGGCCGCGACAAAAAUCGUGAAGAAAUCAUUCGGCUUUUGAAAACGGAACCUGCAGCAGGCGCACCUAUACCUAUAAUUGCCAUAGUCGGUCGCCCGGGGGUCGGGAAGACUACUCUCGCACAGUACGUUUUUGACCAGUUGAAGGGCGAAUUAGGUGACAAACAACAUUUUGAUCCCAUCAUGUGGGUCUACGCAUCUCGCAACUUCAGCGCAUCCGAAAUUAUGAAAGAGAUCAUACUACAGGCUUCUACUGCAAGUGAGCCUCAAGAUCUUGGUAACCUUAACUCGCUACAAGCGCUACAACUGAAAAUAAGCGAAAAGAUAAACGCGAAGAAGUUCCUGCUCGUGAUAGAUGAUGUUUGGUGCCACGAAAAUGAUUGGGAUACACUAUUCAUAUGUUUAAGCAAAUGUUGUCUGCCAGGGAGCAAGAUUUUAGUUACGUCUCAAACGGACGAUGCGCCGACAAAGAUUGGUGCUGCUAAUGGUGCUGCUGUAGAGUACAUUUGUCGGUUGGAAGAUUUAGCAGAGAAUGACUUUGUGGAUCUUUUCAUUCACUACGCAUUGCCUAGCGGGAAAUUCGAUUCUCACUUAAGAGAAGAAUUAAAAGAGGAAUGCAAGACAAUCGCUGAGAAGUUGUACAAGGACCCUACGGCGGCCAAGAUGGUUGGCGACACAAUCGCUCCGCAGCUGGCUCGCCGCCUUGGUUCACAAGGUAAUUUACAUGCAUAUUUGAGAAAGAUUGCAGACAAGGACUGGUCCGGUGACAGAACCAAAGCGCUGAUGUGGAGUUAUCAGCAUUUGCCUGCACAUCUUCAGCGUUGCUUCUCAUACUGUAGCCUGUAUCCUAGAGGCCACACGUUUGAAGCUUUAGAACUGGUUCAGCUCUGGAUGGCGCAAGGUUUUAUCAAGCCGGAUGAUCCGAAUGAGAGGGUGGAGGAUGCAGGUGACGGUUACCUAAAUGAGUUGGUGCCCAGAUUCUACAUUCAGCAUUCUACCAUAGUCCACUACUUCUUUGAGUCAGAGAAUCAUGGCUCCUACUAUACUUUGCAUGAAUUGCUGUAUGAUCUAGCAGAAAAGGUUACUCGCAAUUAUUGUGUUAGAAUAGAAGGUAAUCGUCAGAGCGAGAUACCGUCAACUAUUCGCCAUCUGUGCAUACCGGCUAACAAACUGAACGAGAAUAAGGAGGAAAUUUGCAAGCUAGAGAAACUCCGCACCCUAAUCGUCACAGGAGAAAGGAUCAACUCAAAAGGAGAUGUUGCGACCGGCAUCUCCAACAGCUUAAAACAAUUCAGCUUAAAAAAAUUGCGCGUGCUGGUUUUGGGGUUAAAUCUAGAAGAUUCAGAGUUAAAUCUAGAAGAUUCGGAGUUAAAUCUAAAAGAUUCGGAGUUAAAUCUAGAAAAUUUGGCAAAGUUUAUAAGUGAAAUGAAGCACCUUCGCAUCCUACAAGUUUCAAGUACUGGUAAGUGCGUGUUGCCGGAGUCGGUGUCCACUCUGUAUCAGCUACAGGUGUUGGAAGUAAAAAACGCAAGCUCCCUUCCUAAAUUCCUUAAUAACUUGGUUAGCUUGAGGUAUCUACAGCCUUCUGGCAUAGCCGAGAUCGGCAAGUUAACUUCCUUGCAAGGCCUAGAAAAUUUUCUGGUGAAAAGGAAAGAAGGAUAUGAGCUAGAGCAGUUACAGAACUUGAAUGAACUUCGAGGACGCUUGUGCAUUGAUAAUCUCGAGAAUGUUGAGAGCAAGGAUAGCGCCAUUGCAGCCAAUUUGAAAGAAAAGAAGCAUCUUGAUACGCUCCGGUUGGAAUGGCGCAAGCCGCGCUACGGUAAGGAUAAUGUAAAUUCUAAUUUGGAUGCUGAAAUUCUUGCAGGUCUCCAAUUGCCUCCCAAUCUUACCGGCCUUCAUCUAGAUGGGUAUCGAGGACAGUCGUGGCUGUCUUGGCCCGAAAAUCAAACAUCCAACAUUCAAAAACUUGCGCUGAGGAGGUGUCAAAUGCUCCAAGAGCUCCCACCUAUGGACCAGCUUUACCCUUGUUGCAGAUCACUUGAGCUCUUGCAUCUUUAUAGACUUGAAGCAUUACACACCCUUCCUCCGAUACUCGAAAAUUUCACAAUAAUUUGUGCGCCAUUUCUGACCUUCGUAACAAAUGAAGACCUGCAGUUGAGCCAAGAUGACAAGAGAUCCGUAAGAGAGGUCAUGAGGAACAGGACGCAGGAAUGGUUCCGACACCAAUAUAAAGAUGAGUUAGUCUUCAGAGAAGUCAGGAAUUACAUAGAGGGGAGGAUGAAUGGCCGAGAGUGUAGCAACAUUGCGCCUGCCGCCGAUGCGGAUAUUGCUGCUGUGUGGGGGAGAUGGUUGGAGACGCAUGAGCGAAAAACGGAAUUAAUUUACAGCAGACAAAAUGAGGCCAAAUUGCUUUUGCCCUCUACCAUUACUAUGGUCUGGCUCGAGGGAUGCAACAUUACUGACGACGCAUUCUCGGUAUGCCUACAACAAAACCUCCCCUUCCUUACGAAGCUGUUCUUAGAAGAUCUCGAAAUGAUAACCCGUCUACCGUCUGCGGAUGUCCUCGCCAACUUAAAAUCACUCCAAACUUUAAGUCUGACCGACUGCUGGGCUCUUACUUCCCUGGGUGGUAUAGGAUCCCUCCCUUGUCUCACAGAUCUCAUUCUAAGUGGAUGCCCCUGCUUGGACAGUGAAACUGCUUUCCUGUCGUCCUCGUUGCAGUCUAUCCAUUUUCAGUCUUGUGCAGUAGUAGAUGUAAUCCUAGCCAAUGCAGAUUUGCCACGUCUAUCUGAACUUUGGAUUGAUCAAUGUCACAUGCGAACAGCAUCAUUACAGUUUGGCAACCUCCGAUCUCUCCACUCCUUGAGUAUCUGGGAUUGUUCUGGCGUCUCAUCCUUGGUGGAUUUGCAGGAACUGCGCUCUCUAGAAUUUCUCUUUCUGCGGAACUGCUCAAAGCUACAAUCAGUGACGAAUUUGCCCGGGUCACUCAAGAGUUUUGUAAUACACGGAUGUCCGCUUUUAGAGGAGGGAUCCGUAAACACCGACCCGAUUUCGGGAGUGCGUAUGCUUGGCGGCAUCUCUGUAGAUGACAACUAAAGAACAUCACGCUCUGGAAUGUAGAAAAGAGAUAACUCGUGGGCAUUAGCUUCUGGAGAUGGGAAGAAGAAAGGGUUUAUUAAUGGGUGUGUAUAUCGCUAUUGUGUGGAUUGUUAAUUGGUAUUGUCAAAAAAUUAGUUUGACCAUCCACAAGAAAAAAAACCAAAAAAAAAAAAAAAAACCAAAAAAAAGGUGUGCAUGGUGUGCUUUGUGAUCAUAAGACGUAUUAUAUUUUCGCUUUUUUUAAAAAAAAUGUAUUAUGUUUUGCGCGGUGCAGAAGACUCUGUAGAUCUAGAAUUAUUGUCAUGUUAGUAUGCGAGUGUUUUAAUUUUGUUGUCGAAGACUUGGUUCAAUUAGAAAAAAAAGGAUGUGCUCGGUGUGCAUUAUGGUCAUAAAUAUGUAUUGUGUUUUCAUC
Messenger RNA from Ananas comosus (pineapple), 4123 nucleotides. Its product is annotated as putative disease resistance RPP13-like protein 1. Gene Ontology annotation, molecular function: ADP binding. The coding region runs from base 52 to 3708 and encodes 1218 amino acids. Lineage: Eukaryota; Viridiplantae; Streptophyta; Magnoliopsida; Poales; Bromeliaceae. The transcript has 2 exons. The record is from RefSeq and is a predicted model, not a curated record. Gene Ontology annotation, biological process: defense response to other organism.